GCUCACGGCCGCCCCGCCCCGCAUGCACUACUCGGGGCCCGGCCCCAGGACCCUGGGCCGGCAGGGGCUGCGCGUGGCCCGGCCUCCUGCUAGCUUCCCGAAGUCGCCGGCCCCGGCCUCACAGGCGCCAGGUGCGCCCAAGCAACAGGGCCCAGAGGUCGCGAGGAGGGAGCCCGGCUGCGCUCGGCGCGCCACCGCCUGCGAGGCCCGGCGCAGUCCCGGGCUCCGCGCAGCGCGCGCCUGUGGCUGCGGCUCCGGCCCUGGCCGCGGCCGCCGGGAGGGUGCAGAAAAAGAGGCGGGGGCCGCGGAGACGCGAGGCACUGGUGGACUCCGCCCCCGCCGCGGGUUCGAGUCUCCCCGGCUCCCCGCCGAUUCCCCCAGACUUCCCGCCUCGGCUUCCCCUUCCGUCCACGCCUCCGGAGCGGCAGCGCUUCCCGGAAAGUUGUGGGGCUUCGAACCUAAAGUUUCGGGGGAUCUAGGCUGAGCGUGGCCGCCGCUCCGCCUCCCUCCGCCGCCAUUUACAGCGCCCGGCCCGGCCCCGACGCGCCCGCACCAACAGUGACAGCGGCGGCCGCGCUCCAGACCCGGAUGUGAGGCCGG
Messenger RNA from Cercocebus atys (sooty mangabey), 600 nucleotides. Its product is annotated as rho GTPase-activating protein SYDE1-like. The record is from RefSeq and is a predicted model, not a curated record. Lineage: Eukaryota; Metazoa; Chordata; Mammalia; Primates; Cercopithecidae. The coding region runs from base 23 to 484 and encodes 153 amino acids. The transcript has 2 exons.